AUGUCCCCUGGAGCUUCUUCUUAUUCAUCAGGAGCCAGUAGAAUUGGGGCAUCUGCCAUAUUCCCACUAUAUGGCAAUGUUUAUCCCAAUGGGUUUUAUUUUGUCCAAGUUUUCGUAGGAUUUCCUCCGAGGCCCUACUUUCUUGAUCCCGAUACGGGCAGCGAUCUAACCUGGCUUCAAUGUGAUGCCCCUUGUGUCCGUUGCACACAAGGGUUUCACCCACUUUAUCGGCCCACCAAUGACCUUGUGGUCUGUAGAGAUCCCCUUUGUGCAUCGUUGCACUCGAGUGAUUAUAGAUGUGACAACCCAAAACAAUGUGAUUACGAGGUCGAGUAUGCAGAUGGAGGUUCCUCCCUUGGUGUACUCGUCAAUGAUUUGUUUACAGUCAAUCUUACCAGUGGAGUUCGAAUUAGUCAUCGUCUUACUCUCGGUUGUGGAUAUGAUCAACUACCUGGUAUAUCUGAUCAUCCCUUAGAUGGAGUACUUGGUCUAGGGAAAGGAAAAUCGAGCAUUGUUUCACAACUUCAUAAUCAGGGAGUUGUCAAAAAUGUUGUCGGGCACUGUUUAAGUGGGCAAGGAGGGUACCUUUUCCUUGGAGAAGAUGUAUAUGAUUCGUUACGCAUAACUUGGACGCCAAUGUCGAGUGAUUAUACCAAGCACUACUCAGCUGGAAAUGCAGAAUUUGUUUUUGGCGGGAAAAGUACUGGGCUUAAGAAUCUUAAUGUGAUCUUCGACAGUGGGAGCUCUUACACAUACUUUAAUUCUCAGGUUUACCAUGCUCUGAUUUCUAUGAUAAAGAAAGGAUUGAGUUGGAAGCUGAGAGAAGCAACUGAUGACCGCACUCUUCCGUUCUGCUGGAAAGGCAAGAAACCUUUCAAAAGUACACGCGACGUAAAUAAAUACUUCAAGUCUCUAGCAUUGACAUUUCCCAGUGAUUGGAAAAGUAAACCUCAGUUUGAAAUUUCCCCUGAAGCAUAUCUCAUAAUAUCAUCAAAAGGCAAUGCUUGUUUGGGAAUCUUGAAUGGCACUGACAUAGGACUGAAUGAUUACAACUUGAUCGGAGAUAUUUCAAUGCAAGAUAAAAUGUUGAUUUAUGACAAUGAGAAGCAAGCAAUAGGUUGGACUGCUGCAAAUUGUGAUCAGCCCCCGAGAUCGAAUCGUGCAAUCUUGUAA
Messenger RNA from Fraxinus pennsylvanica, 1173 nucleotides. Lineage: Eukaryota; Viridiplantae; Streptophyta; Magnoliopsida; Lamiales; Oleaceae. The record is from the annotation of a GenBank genome assembly.